Camellia sinensis is the source of this 1471-nucleotide messenger RNA. It is a transcript of the gene HSD5, whose product is annotated as hydroxysteroid dehydrogenase 5. Gene Ontology annotation, molecular function: oxidoreductase activity. Lineage: Eukaryota; Viridiplantae; Streptophyta; Magnoliopsida; Ericales; Theaceae. The record is from RefSeq and is a predicted model, not a curated record. Gene Ontology annotation, cellular component: cytosol.
CCUCUUCUGCAGUCCAACACGUGUACACAGCUGCCUCUGCAUGGAGUGACUCUGCUGUUCAUCUUCUAGCACUAAAUGUCAAACCCCCUCCUUUCCUCCGCCAUAUCUAUGAUUUAAUUAUUCUUUCUUCUUCUUCUUCUUCUUCAAUUCUUAUCUCGAAACAACUCCAAACCCAAACCCUGUUUCUCUCUGUCUGUGUCUCUCUCAGCUUGAAGAAUUUGCAGAUUAAGAAUGGAUUUGAUAAACUCAGUGAUGAAUUUGGUGGUACCACCAGCAAGCUGGGUGAUGUUAGCAGUUGCAUGGCCAGCCUUGACUUUCAUCAACGCUUGUGAGUGGGCUUACAACACCUUCUUCCCUGAAGAUAUGGAAGAUAAAGUCGUUAUCAUCACUGGUGCUGCUUCUGCCAUUGGCGAGCAAAUUGCAUAUGAAUAUGCGAAGAAGAGAACCAAUCUUGUAUUGGUAGCUCGGAGAGAGCAUAGGCUGAGAGGGAUCGGAGAGAAUGCAAGACAGAUGGGUGCGAAGCAUGUCAUGAUAAUGGCUGCGGAUGUUGUCAAGGAAGAUGAAUGUAGGAGAUUUGUCAACGAGACCAUCAACUUCUACGGCCGUCUGGAUCAUCUGGUAAAUACAGCAAGUUUAGGACAUAUGUUCUACUUCGAGGAAGCUCCAGACUCAUCUGUGUUUCCCAUUUUGAUGGACAUAAACUUUUGGGGAAAUGUUUAUCCUACGUAUGUUGCUCUGCCUUACCUACAACAAUACCAUGGCCGAAUUGUAGUUAAUGCUUCAGUGGAGAACUGGCUACCCUUGCCAAGAAUGAGCUUGUUUUCUGCAGCGAAGGCAGCUCUAAUAAAUUUUUACGAGACACUGAGGUUUGAACUUAGAGAUGAUGUUGGAAUAACAGUUGCAACCCAUGGUUGGAUUGCGACUGAAAUUAAUAGAGGCAAAUUUAUGGUGGAGGAGGGUGCAGAUAUGCAGUGGAAGGAAGAAAGAGAAGUAAAUGCAUCUGGUGGUUCUGUGGAGAAGUUUGCGAGGUUGAUAGUAUCAGGUGCCUGCAGAGGAGAUGCUUACGUGAAUUUCCCAAAUUGGUAUGACAUAUUCCUUCUUUACAGGGUAUUUGCGCCCAAUGUUCUGAGUUGGACAUUUCGAUUGCUUUUGGCGAAUCAUCAUGAUGCAAGGAGAACUUCCCUCAUAGGGACAGGAAGGCCUCUUCUGGAUGGUCCUCCUCCUCGGCUGCUUCUCACUGGUCCAUUUACCUUAUCUCAACAACCCCCUUCUCCUCAGCAACAGUAGAAAAUGGGAUAGAAAAGUGUUUACUACUACUACAAAGCAUCACUUGAAUUUUCUACUCGUGCAUGUUUGUUUGUUUUUUUUUUGGUAAUGGCCUUUUAUCAAAUUUUAGUGGAAAAUAAAGUAGACUAAACUAAAUUGUAUUCUCCUUUAAAUGGAUAAUAAGGGUGCACUUGGUCACUUUGAA